Molecule: messenger RNA, 396 nt
Organism: Colletotrichum phormii
Lineage: Eukaryota; Fungi; Ascomycota; Sordariomycetes; Glomerellales; Glomerellaceae
Exons: 3
Coding region: 1-396 (131 amino acids)
Source: RefSeq, a predicted model, not a curated record
AUGCUUGUUCCCAAGUCACUCUGCUUUGCGCUGCUCGCCGCUGUUCCUUGCGUGCAAGCCAUCGAUGAUAACUACUGGAUCGCCACUGACUGCUACGUCGCCGAUGUCACAGUUAAUGGGAAAUAUGUGGACCAGAACCGUGGCCUCAAAUAUGACUGGCAGCUCACCGAGCAAACCUGUAAGAAUAACUAUGCGUCUGAAGCUAACUACGACAUGGGAUCGGGCAGGUGCGUUUCCGUGGGCCCUAACGGACUAAACGGACCUCAGUGGUGGAAGAACUGUCAACAACAAGCUCUCAAUGGAUGGUACGAUAUUGAUCGUAGCACUGGAGAUAUUGUGGUUGCCCAUGCUCCCUACAAGAGCAAUCAUGCUGAGGGGCGAGGCUAUAGUGCCUAA